Haliotis rufescens (red abalone) is the source of this 2738-nucleotide messenger RNA. RefSeq lists its product as uncharacterized. The record is from RefSeq and is a predicted model, not a curated record. Bases 227 to 1261 code for a protein of 344 amino acids. The transcript is spliced from 7 exons. NCBI's taxonomy places the organism in Eukaryota, Metazoa, Mollusca, Gastropoda, Lepetellida, Haliotidae.
CAUACAAUGUCCACAGCAACGGGCUGUUAUGUCACGGUAUCAACGGACGCUUUAUGUUAUUUUGUGCUCUACCAAGGGUAACAUGUCGACAGGUCAGGUAUACACAGUACCCGAGUGUUUCAAGCAUACCCUAGAAACCACCGCCACUGUAGAAAUCGGAUCUUUAUGAUGUGAUAUCACCGAGGGAUUUCUAUCAGGUGUUGUCUGGUACUAUCUGAUUGGGAAGAUGUGGAGCUGCCAGUAUAUCGCAUGGGCAAUAUUGUUAUUCGGGGCAAUUCUUGGGAUUGAUUCAGCCUCGCUAGCAGCCGAGAGGGUGUCAGAGGCUGUUUCUAUAACUCUCUACCGGCUUGAGGCAGACGAUUGGUCAAGUAAAUCCGCAGCCUUUAAAACAGUUGUGGCCGAUGGCGCCAAUGUAUACUGUGAAGCAUACCCUUCGGCCUGUGGCUUCCUCUACUGGGACAGCAAUGCCGCGUUUGGCGGGUCGUUGGUGGGAGAAAACCAAGUUGUCGUGGACGCCAAGAAUCUCAAGGUCAACUUCUACAUACAGUUCCAUGCUCUUGCCAAUAUCUCAUCUGUCUCCAAGACACAAUUUGUCUUGAACUAUAUUGCAUUUAAGACCAUUGUCCAGAGCGUUCGCCUUGAUAUCGCUUCGGCAGUUGGUGCGCCUGUGACGUAUGUAGACACGGAGUUCUACGGCAUCCCUCCCGCCAACCUAGCCAACCGGGUCAUCAUCCCCGUCGCCGUCGUCGUCUUACUCGUCAUCAUCGUCAUUGCCAUCGCACUCCACUUGUGGAACAAACGACAGAAAAAAAACAAAAAGAGUCGUGCGAGACGUGAUCUGACGUCAGCGAAGGUGACGCCCAUUCACACCACACACGGCGCUACUGGUAAACACGCCGACACUCACAACAACUUGAACGGAAGUAAUGUAAACAACACUGAAAAGGGGGCCCACCAAAUGAAGGAAAUAUUACCCAGCACCCCACAAUCGCACCCACAGAAACUCCCCCCUGUAAACGGGUUCAUGGAAGAUGAAACACAGCACCGAAACGCAGCACGAGCCGUAUCUGUAGAAGACACUGAAGGUGAACACCGGAAAGACAAGAAACGGAAGAAGAAGAGGAAGAAGCGUCAUCACCGGGAUUCUGAAUCUGGCUAUGACCACAAUCAAUCGGACAACGAAAACACCCGAACACACACGAUUACGUCUCAAGAACGUCACCAGUAUGGUAACGACGUGUACGACAGCGACCCUUGUUAGUUACGAUACAAAGACGAUUGUUUGAUGAUGUUAAUUUUUUAAAUCAGAAAUGUUACAGAACCUGCGUUCGUAGUCUGUAUUCGGAACAGUUAGAAAAACACGUAGCUUUUCUCUACAAUGAAUAUAACCACCAUUACAUGGGCUGUCAUAAUCCAAAUAAUAUGGGUAUGGUCAAGUUGGUCAAAGAGAUGGUUUGUAAAAAAUAAUAUGGGUAUGGUCAAGUUGGUCAAAGAGAUGGUUUGUAAAAUUGGUUUACGUUUAUUUAGGUUUAAUACGAACUAUAUAUAUUUGGGUUAUUAUGAGACAGUGCUAUUUAUCAUAACGACAUGAGCUUAGGGCAUUAUGUAAACUUAUAUUUACUCGUAGUUUUAAUAACUAGUAUUUUGUAUUCUUAACCUUGCUAUGUACACUUUAGAAUGUACUGUAUUAUACAGCGUAACACUAGCAAAAUCAUAUGGUGACAAGAAAACGUAAACGAUACAAAAUCGGUAAUCAUAAUUUUUAACGUUAGAUACGCCUGAACUUUUACCAGUUUAUGAAUCUCAAAAACACUCAUCAAUGCUCAUUUGAGACACUGCGCGCCGAAGUCGUAUCUGACCUGAAUAUCAAGGAAUCGUGGAUAGUGCUGCCAUGAAGGUCAGAGACUGGAGGGAAACCAUCUUUGCGUAUGUUUGUUUAUCUUGUCUUACCUUUGUAAAUAUACAGUGCUGUUUAUAAUUUAUGUUUUUAAUGUAGCGACCAUUCUGUGUUAGAUCACAACGAUUUGUAUUGAACACCUCACCAGCUUUAAAAAAAAGUUUAUUUCUCGACUCUUCAUACAUCCCCCUACCCCCUCAUACGUUUUUACGCUGUUGCUACAGUUUAUCCUGUGUAUAUAACGGUAACCAUGUCAUCAUUUAUCCCGAUACAAAGGUGACCUGCAGUAGCUGUGCGGUAUUCAGUAGCUUCAGUUGCGGUAUUCAGUAGCUACAGGUGCGGUAUUCAGUAGCUACAGGUGCGGUAUUCAGUAGCUUCAGGUGCGGUAUUCAGUAGCUUCAGGUGCGGUAUUCAGUAGCUACAGGUGCGGUGCGGUAUUCAGUAGCUACAGGUGCGGUAUUCAGUAGCUUCAGGUGCGGUAUUCAGUAGCUUCAGGUGCGGUAUUCAGUAGUUACAGGUGCGGUAUUCAGUAGCUACAGGUGCGGUAUUCAGUAGCUUCAGGUGCGGUAUUCAGUAGCUUCAGGUGCGGUAUUCAGUAGCUACAGGUGCGGUAUUCAGUAGCUUCAGGUGCGGUAUUCAGUAGCUACAGGUGCGGUAUUCAGUAGCUACAGGUGCGGUAUUCAGUAGCUACAGGUGCGGUAUUCAGUAGCUUCAGGUCCGGUAUUCAGUAGCCACAGGUGCGGUAUUCAGUAGCUUCAGGUGCGGUAUUCAGUAGCCACAGGUGCGGUAUUCAGUAGCUUCAGGUGCGGUAUUCAGUAGCUUCGUGUACCUAUACACUACG